Molecule: messenger RNA, 1451 nt
Organism: Lotus japonicus
Lineage: Eukaryota; Viridiplantae; Streptophyta; Magnoliopsida; Fabales; Fabaceae
Product: legumin A-like
Exons: 4
Coding region: 14-1444 (476 amino acids)
Molecular function (GO): nutrient reservoir activity
Source: RefSeq, a predicted model, not a curated record
UUCACCAUUAAUAAUGGCUUAUAAGCUUUUUGCGCUUUCCCUCUCCUUCUGUUUUCUUCUCUUUGGUGGCUGCUUUGCUAUCCGACAGCAGUCGCAGCAACAAAACGAGUGCCAGCUUGAACGCCUUAAUGCACUUAAACCAGAUAACCGCAUAGAGUCUGAAGCUGGCUACAUUGAGACAUGGAACCCCACCAACAACCAAUUCCGGUGUGCCGGUGUGGCCUUAUCUCGCUGCACCCUCCGCCGCAAUGGCCUUAAAAGACCCUCUUACUCCAAUGCUCCCCAGGAAAUUUUCAUCCAACAAGGUAGUGGAAUAUUUGGCAUGAUAUUUCCAGGUUGUCCUGAGACUGUUGAAGAGCCAUUUGAAUCUGAUCAACAGGGGCGCCGAGACAGGCACCAGAAGGUGAACCGGUUCAGGGAAGGUGAUGUGAUCGCAGUGCCUCCAGGUGUUGUUUUCUGGAUGUACAAUGAGGAAGAAACUCCUGUUAUUGCUGUUUCUCUUAUUGACACAGGCAGCUACCUCAACCAGCUUGAUCAGAUGCCUAGGAGAUUCUAUCUUUCUGGGAAUCAAGAGCAAGAGUUCCUACAAUACCAGCGACAGGAGGUGAGAGGAAGGGAAGAAGAGAACCAAGGUGGAAACAUUUUCAGCGGCUUCGGUGGAGAAUUCUUGGAAGAUGCCUUGAACAUCGACAGGAACAUAGUUCACAAGCUCCAAGGAAGGGACGAAGAGCAGGACAAGGGAGCCAUUGUUAGAGUCAAAGGAGGCCUCAGCGUCAUAACCCCACCAGAGAGGCAAUCACAUCGCCGAGGCAGCGAAGAAGAGGAAGAUGAGGAGGAGGACCGCCCAAGCCGCCACCAAAGCAGAGGUGGAAGCAGGAGAAAUGGCCUUGAGGAAACCAUCUGCACCGUGAGACUCCGCAUGAACAUUGGCAAAUCCUCCUCCCCUGACAUCUUUAACCCUCAAGCUGGUCGCAUCAAAACAGCCACCGGCUUUGACUUCCCAGCUCUUAGGUUCCUCAAACUCAGCGCUGAGCAUGGUUCUCUCAACAGGAAUGCUAUGGUGGUGCCUCACUACAAUCUGAACGCAAACAGCAUAAUCUACGCAUUGAGGGGAAGGGCGUGGAUACAAGUGGUGAAUUGCAAAGGAAACAGAAUCUUCGAUGGGGAGCUUGAAGAGGGUCAGGUGCUGAUUGUGCCACAAAACUUUGUUGUGGCUGCAAGAUCCAUGAGUGACAAGUUCAAUUACGUGGCGUUCAAGACCAAUGACAUGCCCACGAUGGCCAAGCUUGCAGGUGCAACCUCUGAGAUUCAGGCGAUGCCAUUGGAGGUGAUCCAGAAUGCAUUCAACCUGGAGAGGGAGCAGGCGAAGCAGGUGAAGUUCAACAACAGGUUCAACUUUCUUGUUCCACCCCGUGAGCAGUCUCAGAGGAGAGCCUCUGCUUAGAAUCUAA